This is a messenger RNA of Dioscorea cayenensis subsp. rotundata (Guinea yam), 4048 nucleotides long. Its product is annotated as protein ROS1A-like. Bases 211 to 3858 code for a protein of 1215 amino acids. The transcript has 19 exons. Gene Ontology annotation, molecular function: DNA N-glycosylase activity; DNA demethylase activity; 4 iron, 4 sulfur cluster binding. NCBI's taxonomy places the organism in Eukaryota, Viridiplantae, Streptophyta, Magnoliopsida, Dioscoreales, Dioscoreaceae. The record is from RefSeq and is a predicted model, not a curated record. Gene Ontology annotation, biological process: base-excision repair.
ACUAGUUAUCUUUCCUUCUCAUCUCCACUUUAAUGGAGUGUUUCUUCUUCUAACUUUCCAUCUCUUCUUCUAAUCCAUCCUUAUUUCCAUGCUAGAGCUCUUCUUCAGCUGUCGUUCAUUCUUGCAUUUCAGUGAUUUCAUUGCAGAGACAAUGUGGUAUUUGUCAUCCACAAAUACCCAGAUUGUUGAGAGUACUUUACAUUAACUCUAAUGGAUAUGCAUGAAGAACAAAAUCUCCAAAAUUCAGAUGAGGUAUCUAAUACCGACAAUACAGUCGAACAACAUGCAACCACUUCAAAGAAGAAGAUUCAACAUAAAAGGCCUAGAUUAAAGAAGAUCACAUCAAAGAUCCGCAAAAACGAUGGACCUCCCUUGGCGUUAGAUCCCUUGACACCUGAUCUAGUAACACCGAAGCCUGCCAGGAAGAGAGCAAAAAUCUGCAAGAGAAAAAAUGGUAGAAAGAGGAAAAAUGGCAACAAUUUUGUGAGUGAAACAAUGCAGCCAUGGGAUUCAUCGUUGGAGAAUACCGAUGCACAAAAUAAAGAUGGAAAAUUUUCGGUGCGCCGAAAAUUAAAUCUGAAUGAAGAAAGCAAAUUCUCAUCAGAGGAUCUGUUGACACACUUGAGGCGAAACAUGAGUUUUUCUUUCCUCCACAAGGUUUACAAAAGGAGAAGAAUUGAUAAUAUGAAAUCUCAAAAUCUAUAUAGACAUCCAGCAUUUAGUUUCACUCCAUUUUGCAAAGGGGUUGAAGAGAAAAGGUGCCUGAUCAUGUCUUUGUCAAAGAGCCAAAUGUUGAAGCAGCAGCAGAAUGCUGUGAAUGGAACCUCAGAUGGUCUUUGCAUUCCCAGCCAAAUUGAUUUAAAUAAGACCUCAUCUGCUGAUUGUUCUAAGAAUUCGGCAGAAUACCUAAGCGCAAGCAUGAAUUUCUCUUUGUUCACCAAGUUUUACAAAAGGAGAAAGAUUGAAAAAGAAAAAAGUUUUCCUGCAAUGUUUACUCGUCACCAAAUGUUAAUGUUUGCCUCUGAGCAUCGGUUGAUAACUCCAGCGAUAUUGACAAUGUUGAAUAGUACACUGGAAACUAGUCGAGCCGAGCUAACAAAGAAGAAGUUGGAGAUACCAGUUCCUGCCUUUGACCUAGACAAACUUGAAUCUAAUGAUGUUUGCAACCAAUUAAUGGCAAUCUCAACUCCUGUGAAGAGCACACAAAAACCAAGAAAGCAAAGGGAAUCACUUGCAGAUGUUCAAAGCGCUCUCAAACAUCAAGAACUUGCAUUAGUACCAUAUGUACACCCAUUGAAUUCCUUGGAACAAAAACCUGAUACUAAUGUCAAUAGGAACCGGUGGAAAAAAAGUAUGACUAAUUGGCAAAAUGCUUUUGUUCCUUAUGAUGAAGCUACUGCAAUGGUUCCAUACAAACGACAACCUAAUCGAGACCGUCUUGUUGUUGCUUUUGACCCAAGAAACAGAUGGCUAUGGAAUUGUUUUGCGAGUAAGGAACAUAUACCCGAUACUGAUACUGGGGCAUUUAGUGAUGAUACCAAGAGAUGGUGGGAAAACGAAAGAAGAGUCUUCCAAGGGCGUGCAGAAUCAUUCCUGGCCAAGAUACGCUUAAUACAAGGAAACCGACGCUUCUCAAAGUGGAAGGGAUCUGUUGUGGAUUCUGUGGUUGGUGUCUUUCUUACACAGAAUGUUUCAGACCUUUUGUCAAGCUCUUCCUUCAUGAAUCUUAUUGCGAGAUUUCCUCCAAAAUCAAAAGAAAAUGUACAUGGACCUGAUUCGGUAAAGAUAACAUCACUUGUUGAGAAAAGGAUCUUAACAAUGGAUGAGAAGAGCAAAUGCGAUGAAGCUAUAGAUGAAACAAAUGAAGAUGAAAAUUCCUUGCGAAACUCUGUUGCAGGUUCGCCCAUUUCUCCGUGCAAAAAUUGCACAGAGUCAUCUAUAUGCUCAGAAAUAGAAGAUUUAAUUGGAAAUCGCUCUUGUUGUCGGAAUCCAAGCAAGGGACUAGUUACUGUGGGCACCCAGCCUGAUGAAAUUUUCUCUAAAAAGAAAGAACCAAAAUCAUAUGACAGCAUCUUGCAGAAUUUGAAAGUUUUGAAGGUUUCAAAGUCCCAUUCCAAAGGUAUAGUUCAAAACAAGCCAAAUAAUAAUCCAAAUACUACGCCAAAAGCAAAGAAGUUGAAGACUAAUGAGAUAGCUAGCAAUAAUAUUGAUUGGGAUAACUUAAGGAAAGAGGCAUAUGGCAACCUUCCUACAAAGGAGCGAAACAUCGAACAUAUUGACUCAGCAGAUUGGGAAGCAGUAAGUCAAGCGGAUGUAGAUGUAAUUGCAGACGCCAUUCGAUUACGUGGACAACAUAAUGUAUUGGCAGCAAGAGUUAAGAAUUUUCUUAUUCGGAUGGCUAAGGACCAUGGCAGCAUUGAUCUUGAAUGGCUGAGAAAUGUUUCUCCUGACAAAGCAAAGGAGUACCUCCGCAGCAUAGAGGGAUUGGGGCUUAAAAGUGUUGAUUGUGUUCGCCUUUUAGGACUUCACUUUAAGGCGUUUCCGGUUGACACGAACAUUGCUCGUAUAUUCGUAAGAUUGGGAUGGAUACCACUUCAACCACUGCCUGAAUCAGCUCAGCUCCAUGCUAUCGACAAAUAUCCAAUCAUGGGAACUGUUCAGGAGUACCUUUGGCCUCGGUUAUGGACACUUGAUCAACCGACAUUGUAUGAGCUACAUUAUCAGUUGAUUACUUUUGGGAAGGUGUUCUGCACUAAGAAGAAUCCAAAUUGUAAUGCGUGCCCAAUGAGGAAUGAAUGCAAACACUUUGCAAGUGCAUAUGCUAGUGCAAAGCGGUUGCUCACCGGACCAGAGGAAAGAAGUUCAGUGAACUCUAUAUAUUCCAGCAUAUCUAGUAUUGAUUCUUUUACAGGUUCAAGGCCAUUGGCAAUUGCUCAACUAGAAGACAGCCAGCUUUCAGAGAAAUUUAAUUCUAUUUCUUGUGAACCUGUCAUUGAAGAACCACCAUCACCUCAACAUGAACCUGAACCUAAAACUGAACACAUUGAACAAUAUUGUGCCAAUUAUUCUGAUGGUUGUUUGUGCAAUUCAGAUGAAGAUGAUAUUAUCGAGUUCAAUUUGAAAGAUGCAUCCCAAGAUUUCAAACAUAUAAACGAGGCAAACAGUAUUGAACCUCAAGAUGAUGGGAAUUCAAAUCUCGCCUUGAUUGUUGCACCAUUUGUUUCCUUCUUGAUGCCGGCAUUAAAGAGUACACACAAAUUUCGAACAAAGCAUUAUGUCUAUGAGCUCCCAGGCAAUCACCCUCUACUAGAAGGAAUGGAUGAACAAGAGGAAAAUGAUGAAUAUCGGUACCUAUUUGCUAUAUGGAAACCAGGUGAAAACGCAGAAUCAAGCGAGCCACCCAUAAAUCACUGUAGCUUUCAAGGAUUUGAUGAACUCUGCAACAACAUGGCUUGCUUUCGAUGCAACGGUUUACGGGAAGCAAAAUCAGAAACAGUUAGAGGCACACUUCUGAUACCUUGCAGAACAGCAAUGAGAGGGAGAUUCCCACUAAAUGGAACUUAUUUUCAAGUCAAUGAGGUUUUUGCUGAUAACAAGUCCAGUAAAGACCCGAUUGUUGUUCCUAGGAAUUGGUUAUGGAACCUCCCAAGAAAAAUUUGUUAUUUUGGAACCGGCAUUUCAACAAUUUUCCGAGGUCUAACAAUGGAAGAGAUACAAUUCUGCAUGGGUCAAGGAACUGUAUGCAUCCGAGGAUUUGACAGGGAAACAAGAAGAGUAGAACUUCUCUAUAAAAGAUUACAUGUUCCUGCAAGUCAAGCAGCGAAGAAAAAGAUGACACCAAAGAAAGAACACCGAUGACAAAAUGGCAUGCAGACAUUUUAUUUUCUUUUAGGGAUUUAUACAAUGUACAUUUUGUAGAUAAAAGACAUCCACUUUGUGUAUAUAUAUGGACGAACAAAUUUUUGAAUGGUUCUCUGAUCUGCGAUUUAUCAGAUAGACAAAUAAAACCAUUGAAUAACAUGUGUUGCAUUGCUCUCAGUGUAAAAUU